This is a messenger RNA of Galeopterus variegatus (Sunda flying lemur), 733 nucleotides long. It is a transcript of the gene BMT2, whose product is annotated as chromosome unknown open reading frame, human C7orf60. Gene Ontology annotation, biological process: negative regulation of TORC1 signaling. Bases 111 to 704 code for a protein of 197 amino acids. The record is from RefSeq and is a predicted model, not a curated record. NCBI's taxonomy places the organism in Eukaryota, Metazoa, Chordata, Mammalia, Dermoptera, Cynocephalidae. The transcript is spliced from 4 exons.
UCGCUGCCUCCCGCAGCUGCUGCCUCCGCUGCUGCCUCCUCCUUCCCCACCUCCUCCGUCAGGGGAGCGUCUGCGGGGGCCUGAGGGGCGGCGGCGGCGGCGGCGGCGAUAUGGAGCCGGGGGCCGGCGGCCGAAGCGCUGCUCGCGGGCAGGGGGCCGGACCCCCGAGCACUCCGCCGCCCCCGGAGCAGGAGCGGAAGCUGGAGCAGGAGAAGCUCUCCGGGGUGGUGAAGAGCGUCCACCGGCGGCUCCGCAAGAAGUACCGAGAAGUGGGCGACUUUGAUAAGAUCUGGCGAGAACACUGUGAGGAUGAGGAAACGCUUUGUGAAUAUGCUGUUGCAAUGAAAAAUUUGGCAGAUAAUCAUUGGGCAAAAACUUGUGAGGGUGAAGGUCGUAUUGAAUGGUGUUGUAGUGUAUGCAGAGAAUAUUUCCAAAAUGGUGGGAAGAGAAAAGCACUUGAGAAAGAUGAAAAAAGAGCUGUACUUGCUACUAAGACCACUCCAGCCUUAAACAUGCAUGAGUCUUCUAAACUUGAAGGUCAUUUAACGAACCUCAACUUUACAAAUCCUGAAUUUAUAACUGAGUUGCUACAAGCCUCAGGAAAGAUCAGAUUACUUGAUGUUGGCAGCUGCUUUAACCCAUUUUUGAAGUUUGAAGAAUUUCUGACUGUUGGCAUAGACAUUGUACCUGCUGUAGAGGUAUGAAUAGUUUUGUUUUAGACUUGAAUAUUUUA